Penicillium subrubescens is the source of this 2791-nucleotide messenger RNA. RefSeq names its product glycoside hydrolase family 92 protein. Lineage: Eukaryota; Fungi; Ascomycota; Eurotiomycetes; Eurotiales; Aspergillaceae. The transcript is spliced from 6 exons. Gene Ontology annotation, molecular function: carbohydrate binding; peptide-N4-(N-acetyl-beta-glucosaminyl)asparagine amidase activity. Gene Ontology annotation, cellular component: nucleus; cytosol. Gene Ontology annotation, biological process: protein quality control for misfolded or incompletely synthesized proteins; glycoprotein catabolic process; carbohydrate metabolic process. The coding region runs from base 174 to 2552 and encodes 792 amino acids. The record is from RefSeq and is a predicted model, not a curated record.
CGAUCGAGACGCGUGGAAUGCUCUCCCCGCGACUGUGAAAACUGUACUGAGAAGCUUGAUUCCUGCGUGACACGCGUGUUUUUACGACAUUAUCGACAUUUGGAGCCUGUUCUAUUUGCUCACCCUUGAUUGCGCGUUGGGAUCGGCGGGCCAGCUCAACAGCUCAAGCAAACAUGCUACCGUCAAAAACCCAUCCCACCGGGAUAUUAAUCACGGCUCUCUACGGCUCAAUUUCCCUAGCGGCUGCGGUUGGUUCAACGGAUAGCUUUGAUGUUCUGGACUAUGUCGACCCUCUUAUUGGGACGGCUAACGGAGGCCACGUUUUCCCUGGAGCAACCUUGCCAUUUGGAAUGGCAAAGGCUGUCGCCGAUACAGUAGGUGAGAACCAGGCAGGCUUCGCAUAUGAUACAACGGUUGUCACCGGGUUCUCCCAUAUGCAUGACUCUGGCACUGGUGGCUCCCCAUCUCUGGGAAACUUUCCGAUAUUCGCCCAGCCUUCUUGCCCAAACGAUGAUAUCAACCAAUGCAAGUGGCAGCUCAACGACAGAGCGGUUGUAUGGAAGAGGGACUCAGCCAAGGCCCGCCCGGGAUAUUUUAGCAUCUCACUGGCAAAUGGUGUCCAGGCAGAAAUGACUACCACCAACCGAUCCGCUCUGUAUCGUUUCACCUUUGAUGGAGCGUCAUCCGAGUCGCUGAGCCCAGUGGUACUAGUGGAUUUGAUAGAUUUGCCACAGUCGCGAACCAAUGGGUUUGCUGAUGUUGACUCUUCCAACGGCCGCCUGACAGGAAAUGGCACCUUCAACCCUAGCUUUGGCAUUGGAAGCUAUGAUCUCCAUUUUUGUGUUGACUUUAAGGGUGCAGAGCUUCGUGAUACCGGUGUUUGGACCAAGAACCGAGCCAACACCACCAGGAAAACCGUUUCAUUGCGGGCUGAUGGUACAAAUAGCCCCGACACCCUAUCUGCGGGUACAUUUGCUCGAUUCCACGCUCCCAAAGACAAUACGAUUUUAGCUCGCGUUGGCGUGAGCUUCAUGAAUGUCAAACAAGCGUGCGCUAAUGCCGAACGGGAGCAACCCAACUUCGACUUUGAUGGCACCAGAUCUGCGGCCGAAGAUGCUUGGAGGAAGAAACUGAGUGUUGUCUCUGUUGACGCGGAUGGAGUCUCGAAAGACCUUCAAACAGUCUUCUGGAGUGGAGCAUAUCGGUCUCUUAUUAGUCCUCAGGACUAUACCGGUGAGAAUCCCUUGUGGGAAAGUGAUGAGCCGUACUAUGACAGCUACUACUGUAUUUGGGACUCAUACCGCAGUAUUCAUCCUCUAUUGACAUUGGUUGACCCUCUUUCACAAUCCCUGAUGAUGCGAAGUCUUCUUGACAUUUACCGCCACGAGGGGUACCUUCCUGACUGCCGGAUGUCACUUUGCAAGGGUUACACACAGGGAGGCUCUAAUGCCGAUGUCCUCAUGGCCGACGCCUAUCUGAAGAAGGUUGAUGGGAUUGACUGGGACACUGCCUACGAGGCUGUUGUGAAGGAUGCAGAAGUCGAGCCCGCGAACUGGAAUGUCGAGGGACGCGGUGGGCUGCAAAGCUGGAAGAGUCUCGGAUACAUUCCCACCGACGAUUACGACCCAUAUGGCGUUGGGACUCAUACUCGCAGUAUCUCGCGUACCGUGGAAUAUGCGUACAACGACUUCUGCAUUGCCGAGAUGGCAAAGGGUAUGGGCAAGCAAGCAGACUACGAGAAGUAUACCACUCGCUCGGGGAACUGGGCACACAUGUUCAAGGAGGAUCAAAAGUCCAGUAUCAAUGGUGCCGACACCAAUUUCACUGGAUUCUUGCAGCCUCGCUACACGAACGGUACCUGGGGUUACCAAGAUCCAAUCUUCUGUAGCCCUCUGCUGAACUUUACUUCCUGCUAUCUGAAUCCCAGUGGUCAUGAGACCUACGAAGGAAGCUCCUGGCUUUAUACCUUCUAUGCCCCUCAUGAUAUGGGAGCUCUUAUCAAAACGCUUGGUGGCGCAGAGCAAUUCACAUCCCGAUUGGAGUUCCUUCACGAAUCUGGUCUUCUCUAUGUGGGCGAUGAGCAGGCAUUCUUAACCGUGUUCCAAUUCCACUACAGCGGUCGGCCCGCUCUAUCUGCCAAAUACAGCCACUUUUAUAUCCCGUCUCAGUUUAACACCACAACCGCCGGUAUCGCAGGGAAUGAUGAUAGUGGUGCCAUGGGCUCGUUUGUGAUGCUGAGUAUGAUGGGGCUUUGGCCUGUUCCUGGACAGGAUGUCUACCUGAUCACUCCACCCUACUUCAAAGAAGUGAGCAUCAAAAACGCUGUCACUGGUAAAACAGCCACGAUCCGGAACGUGAAUUUCGAUGCCAACUACAAGUCCAUCUUUAUCCAGAGUGCCAAGCUAAAUGGUGAGGCAUGGUCAAAAAAUUGGCUCACCCAUGACUUCUUUACCCAGGGUGGCGUCCUCGAGCUGGAGUUGGGCUUAACUGAAAGCAAAUGGGGGACUCAGACAGAAGAUCUGCCACCCAGUCUGAGCAACUAUCACAAGUAACAAUAUCAAUCACAAGAUAUGAUGACUCGAUCCCUUUGACCUCGAUAGGGCUUGCAGGGUUUGUCGUCUUCUUUGGCCCUGCAUGAAGCAAGCUGGUGAUUUCCUGCCAGGUCCAGGCCUGUUCCCUUCCUUUUCGCUUCAGGGCCUUAUAGACCCUGUUCUGCUCCCUUCUGUUUCUUCUUCUUCUUCUAGUCGUCUUCGCCUCCUUGCUCUAGAUAGACCAAUUGACUCAGUCUCCC